ACCUGGACGGGGUUUAUGGGUGAUCAAAAAGGCCCAUUGCCUAGGUUGGUGACCUCCAUUGCACAUGGGAGGGGUGCCCGCCUAACAUCUCCCCAAGUGGGAGAGUGUACGUCAUAAUUUGUGGCAGAGGGGGUACGCGUUCGCGCGGCCCCUACCAUUCUUAGCUUAAGAUUUUUUUCUUAAUAAUCUAUCUGUAAUUGUGAGUAAGUAAAGAAGGCUUCUUGCAUGAAAAAGAAUCGUAGUUCUUACAAGGCCAAUUGGGGAAUCUGCAUAAGUGCAAAUCUUAAGGUCCGAGGCUAGGGCUGCCGCAGCGGCGAGGCAAGCCCAAAUAAGGGAGGCCAGGGCGCGAGAUGCCCAGCAACAACAGAGGCCGAAGAGGAAAGAGAAGAAGGGGCCCUCCUCCGAGACUCCAAAGAAAAGACCUAGGGGUGAGGGGCCAAGCGCCGAGGCUGUCCAGGCCCUCGCUGCUCCGGGCCAUAACUUGCCAGCCCGAGACUCCUCCCCUGUUGCGGACUUCAGAAGCCCGAGGGUGGGGAACGUGAGGGUUGAAGUCGGAUUUGUCCCUCAGUGGUCGGUCAAGGAGGACGACACCUUGUCAGUCGGGCGUGUUGCUUGAGAGUUGGUGAUGAAGGGCAGUCUUCCCCAAGAUGCUACCGAAGCUCAACGGCAAGGGACGGCGGCCAUGAUAACGAACGCCUGCAUCCUCAUGGCCGGGGCCCAAAACCAAAUGGGUCAGCUGGCGGUUCUGGCUAAAGCUAUGGGCCGAGACCUCGAGAUCGCCGAACGAGAGAAGGCUGUCCUGGAGAAUGAACGUUCGGUCCUCCUCGAGAAGGUGGAGCACCUGGAAAUGGACCUCCUCACGCGUCAGGAAUACGAUCGGAAGUUAGAGGAGUUGAAGGCUCAGAUGAAGGCGAGGGUUCAGGAGGCCGAGGCCCGAGGGGCCAAGAAGUACAGGUCCUCCGAGGACUUUCGUGAAGAAAUUAAGCGUGCCAUCGCCCCUGGGUCCUCGAGCGUUACCCAGGGGUCUCUUUCGAGGACAGUGGGCUCAUCUUCGAAGAGGAGGGUAUUGAGGCGGCCCCAUCAGCCACCGAGAUUGCCGAUGCCGACGGCGGAGGCUGCAGCGAGGAAGGUGAGUUUUAGCUGCAACGCGAGGUCCCUCCGACUCCCGGUUACGACAGCUUGGAUCAGGAGACCCACCAUGUCAAGGAAGAGGCCAUGAACCGACGGACGCCCCAUGAAGCCACCCUGAGUCUUAGCUCAGUCUGAGCUCUUUUUGUUUUUGAUAUGAGCCUUCAGGCUUCUUCCUGUAAUCUCGGCCUUCGGGCCUUCUUUUAUGUAAUCUCGGCCUUCGGGUCUUAUCAAUGAAUGUAUUUCCUUUCGUAUGCUUCGACUUCCACUUUUUUAGGUUCUUUUGGGUAAGGUGAUCUUUAGUCCGUAGGUAGAUGCAAGGGGGCCAAAACCCAUUGUUGCCAGCCUUAGGAUCCGCACGUCUACUUAAGCACGGCUCAGUCCCGCUCCCUCGGAUUAUCCGAGAGGUUUCCCGAAUACGAGGGCUCUGGACUGGAUCUUGAACAAGUGUGGUUUUCACCAAGUGGUGUUCCCCCAUCAACUCCGGCCGAAGGGUCUUUUAAACUCUGGUAUUGAUCCGUGAUCCAGCCGAGGGCAGAUCCCUCGAUCGUCGUCGCUCCCUACCAAAUUGAGGACCUUCGGUCAAGUCCCCUCAGCCAUUGGCCUGAGCCCCCGACAGUGGUGAGGACCUUCGGUCAGCUCGGCUUGGCCUUUGUCUGAGCCCCCAACCGAGGUGAGGACCUUUGGUCACUUCGGCUCGGCCUUUGCCUGAGCCCCCGACCGAGGUGAGGACCUUCGGUCAGAUCGGCUAGGCCUUUGCCUGGGCGCCCAACGAAGGUGAAGACCUUCGGCUGUAUCCGUUCAGUAGAGUUAAGGUCACCAAACAGGAGAAUUCCUCUCAA
Molecule: messenger RNA, 1970 nt
Organism: Macadamia integrifolia
Lineage: Eukaryota; Viridiplantae; Streptophyta; Magnoliopsida; Proteales; Proteaceae
Exons: 3
Coding region: 626-1219 (197 amino acids)
Source: RefSeq, a predicted model, not a curated record